UGAUUUGCCGAGGAUGGAGGACGCCAUCUGUCGUCGGCACAUCAUUCACCGUCUCAGCUGUCACAUGACAGUCAUGUGACAGCUCCAGCAAUCAAUACUGGCCCCGCGCACUGAGAGGAUUAUCUCCAGUGGAACAUGGACAAGGGCCGUCAAAUGAAAGCUCUGAUAUGUAACAACAACUUCCUGUGUGUGUGUGUAGACAGAGGAGUGCGUGUGGAGGCCAUGGCGAAGACGCGUGUUUCGUUGGAGUACUCGGAGGCGGAGGAUCGCAGCAUCCGGCUGGGAUUGUUCCUGAUGGCGUGCGGGGUGCUGAGUCUCUUCAUCCUGGGAUUCUGUUGGCUCAGCCCCGUUCUGCACAGCCUGCACAGCACGAGCGCCAACUGCACCGUGGUGUCGGUGCUGCGUGCGGAGGAAACGUUCGAGUGCGUGUUCACGUGCGGGGCGGCCUGCAAGGGGACGUCGCUGUAUCCGUGCCUGCAGGUCUUUGUCAACAACUCGGAGUCGUCGUCCUUAUCGCUGCUGCACUUUGACGAGCAGCAGCUGCUUCUGAACCCCAAGUGCUCGUACGUGCCGCCGUGCGAGCGUGACAACCAGAAGAACCGCGAGAGCGUGCUGCGGUGGGAGGAGUACUUCGGGCGGCAGGUGUCGGGCCAGAGCUUCACGUGCUUCUUCAACCAGCACAGGAGGCCCGACGACGUGCUGUGGCGGCGCUCGCACGACGCCAGCGUGCUGCUGCACUGCGUCCUGUGGCCCGUGGCGGCGCUGCUGCUGGGCGCGCUCAUCGUGCUGCUGACCGUGUGCGCACGCUCCCUCGCCGCACGCGCCGAGGCGCUCCAGAACAGGAAGUGCGCCUACCAUCCGUGGCGGGAGGCGACGACCCGCUGCCUGGGCAAACCCUCGGACCCCAACUCUGACCCGGUGCUGCCGUCGCCGUCCAGGCCGCUGUUCUCGGUGCGGCGGCGAGAGCGCUGACGGCGGCUUCCUGGAGUAGCGUUCUGAGAUGUAGCGUCACAUGACCCUGUCGACACCUGCUCUUCAGCACUUUUAACUCAGGCCACUUCCUGUUUGUCUGUCCUUGGCUCCGCCCUCUUUCUGCACCAUGUGACCAGCUAGCCUGCAGUGCCUCGCCUUUGAAUAAAAGCCUUGCAGGCAUUGGGGGAUACUUGUGAAGUACUUUAGUCAGGUGGUACACGGUGUACAUUUGCAUGGAGGUGGGAGUAUAUUUACAUCAGGUGACAUUUUAAAUAGGAGUGAAAUAUCCGUUGAUAAAAUAGAAAAAUAAAUGGCUCUUUCCUUGCUAGCUAGAGGCGGCGUCUUCAUCCCGCCAGCUCGCGCACGCCCAGCGCCCCCGUGCGGACCAGCUCUGGAGGGCAAACAACAGCGGGACAUGUUGACAUGGUUGCCGCGGCGAUGGCGGGAUGCAAGCGGCAGGGGGACUUCUCACCGCGACACAAGUCCGGGUCGAAGUUCUCGUAGAGCGGGCUCUCCUGCUGGCUGCGAUGCUUGCGGGCUCGGAGGACGUCGCGGACGCACUGGUGCAGGAAGGCGUACUGGUUCUGCCACAGGAAGCGGACACGCUCAGCGCGCCUGCGCCGCUA
Doryrhamphus excisus (bluestripe pipefish) is the source of this 1598-nucleotide messenger RNA. The record is from RefSeq and is a predicted model, not a curated record. Lineage: Eukaryota; Metazoa; Chordata; Actinopteri; Syngnathiformes; Syngnathidae.